Ophidiomyces ophidiicola is the source of this 3774-nucleotide messenger RNA. It is a transcript of the gene VPS41, whose product is annotated as Vacuolar protein sorting-associated protein 41. Gene Ontology annotation, biological process: cellular response to starvation; endosomal vesicle fusion; vesicle-mediated transport. Gene Ontology annotation, molecular function: protein binding. Gene Ontology annotation, cellular component: HOPS complex; late endosome. The transcript is spliced from 5 exons. The record is from RefSeq and is a predicted model, not a curated record. NCBI's taxonomy places the organism in Eukaryota, Fungi, Ascomycota, Eurotiomycetes, Onygenales, Onygenaceae. The coding region runs from base 1 to 3774 and encodes 1257 amino acids.
AUGGGGUCAGAUAACCCCAGGCUGCCUGAACAAAAGGCAGCUCCAGAUCCCAACUUAACGCCUACGAGGGGCCGGUCAGAGCUAAAUGAUAGUCAAAUAAGUCAAGAGGAAGAGGAGUAUGAUGAGGAGAGAAACAGCCAGUCCGAAUCCGAGGAUGAAGGCGAAGAUGAGGAGCCGCGACUUAAAUAUGCUCCCCUGACGAAGAGCAUAGCGCCGCUGUACCGCAAAGGGGACGCUACAAGCAGCUUUCUAGUCGCAGGAGAUAACAUGGUCGUUGGUACUCAUAACGGGAAUAUUCACAUCUUUGAUGCUUUGACGCUCGAGCGAAUUCGAAUUUAUCGUGCUCACUCCGCCAGCGUUACUUCAGUAUCAAUAUCCCCGUUUCCGCCGCCACCUUCCAGGCCAAUCGUCAAGAGCACAUCGCCUGCGGAUUCGUCGAGCCGUCUAUCCGUAGAUCUUUCCAAAUCUCCUGAGGGCGCACGACAGACGACAAUACAAAAUACUGCUUCGAACGCGAUAUACAUCGCCACAUCUUCUAUAGAUGGUAACGUCUGUAUUUCGUCGUUGGUUGAUCCAAAAGAUGUGUUGCUCCGAAACUUCGGGCGCCCCGUUCAAGCCGUCGCUUUAUCUCCGGAAUAUAAGAGUGACAAAUCCUACAUUUCCGGGGGGCUUGCUGGGAAUCUCAUCCUAACAGUUGGAGGGCGAGCAGGAACAAGCACAGAUUCGACAAUAAUGACUGGUGUCACUUCUACCAGCCCGACCGGGUGGUUAGGAGUGUUAAAUUUCGGUGGCGGUAAUGGAAAGGAUACCAUUCUGCAUUCCGGCGAGGGUUCUAUCAGCACAAUAAAAUGGUCAUUAUCCGGCAAAUAUGUCGUCUGGGCUAACGAAGAGGGAAUUAAGAUUAUGCGAUCUAAUCUACACUUAGAUCAUUCUCAGUCAGAGUUUGCUUGGAAGAGGAUGAGCCACGUGGAUCGACCCCGUAGUCCGGAGUGGGAUGAAAUGGUCAGCGUGUGGAAGGCCAGGGCUGAAUGGGUGGAUGAAGACAAUGACGCUGCCGGUUCUCAAGAGUCCGAGACUAUGCCGCAGACUCGGCGGGUUAGACUGUACGAGAAAGAAAAACUUAUCGUUGGCUGGGGAGGCACUGUCUGGAUUAUCAAUGUUUUCCCAGUCCGACGUGGCAAAGAUGCUCGCGAAAAGGCCAUCGGCUCUGCUGAAGUCGUCACAAUAUUGCGCACGGAUUGUAUUAUAUCUGGAGUUUCUCUUUAUACCCCAAAUGUUCUUCUUGUUCUUUCGUACCUAAUACCAGAAGACAACAAUAAAGGCGAAUCGAAACGGAAACAGGCCGGGCCGGCCCGUGGAGUGAGGCACCGACAAAACGGCCUGGAGCCUGAGUUAAGACUAAUCAAUGUGGAGACGAAAGAGGAGCUUAGUGCUGAUACUCUUGCCGUGCGCCGUUACGAAAGCCUUUCGGCAUCUGACUAUCACCUCGGUGUGCUGUCACCUUCCAAGUUUCCUCACGCUCCCGUUCGUCGAGGGGCAUUUGAGACGAUAGGCACAGGGAUUUUGGAUGCAACUUUGUACCCAACUCGUCUUUUCAGUUCUGCCAACAGCAUUCGCAGCACAGACAGUGGUGACAAGAAGUCUGGUCUAAAACCUGCAAGUUUAAUAGGUGUUCCCGGCACCAUGCUUGGAGAACCUGACCUUGAUAGCAAAGAGCUUGCGGUUUUGGCGAGUGACGGGAUCAAAAUAUUCAUUCAUAGUCCAUAUGAUUGUGUGGCUGCUACUAAACGGGAUGUUAAGGACCGACUCUCCUGGCUUAAAGAGCACAAGAAGUACGAAGAAGCGUGGGAACUUCUCGCGAAACAUCCCGAAGCGGCAUCCCUUGCAUUCUAUGAAGGUGACAGCGCUUUGACUACUCCCAAACAACCCGAACGGAAUCUCACUGAGCUGUUUGUGGACGGAAAUUUGCCGGAACAAAAUGAUACUGCAAAAAACCCUCAGGUGCAGAGAGAGAGGCAACAGAUCGGCGAGUCCUGGUUAGAACAACUUGUCAAUGAUCAAAACUGGGAGAAAGCGGGUGAUGUGUGCGGUAAAGUUCUUGACUCGACUUUGAAAUGGGAGCAUUGGAUAUGGAUAUUUGCCAAAAGCGACAGGUUUGACGAGAUCGUUUCUCACGUUCCUAUUGAUAUCUACCCCCCGCUGCCUUCCCUCAUCUAUGAAGUUAUUCUUGGUCACUACGUCUCCCGAGACCGUAGCAGAUUCAAGGAACUCCUAGACCUCUGGUUGACCAAUCUCUUUGAUGUCGACAGCGUUGUCGCUGCUAUCAACGAUCAGCUGAAAAUCACGUCUUCAGAAGAUCAAGAAAACGAUUGGCGCCUUUUAACAGAGUGUCUAGCGAAGCUGCUUUUAGCGGGGGGUCGUUAUCGUGAAGCAUUGCGAUGCUAUGUUCGACUUCAUGAUGCUGAAACUGCUAUGACUUUGAUUCGAGACCACCAUCUUCUCGAUGCUGUUGCAGAUGAUAUUCCCGGGCUCAUUCUGAUUCGAGUGCCUAAAGAAAAAAUGAAAUCUUCAAGUCUACCAGAGCUUGAGGAAGCAACGUCAGAGCCUAUAAAACUUCUCGUCCGCGAAGCUGUCAACGGAAUUGUACGCCCUGAUACUGUUAUUUCACAACUGCAAGCUUCUGGUCUUCAUCUUUUCCUGUAUUUUUAUGUCAGAGCCCUUUGGAAAGGUGACUCUUUAUCACCAACUGAUAAGCCUGCGGCUCCAAUGCGUGGCCACCAUCGAACUGGUGCUGCAGAGAAGCUUGCUGCUGAUGAAGGGAGACUGUUGAUCGACGCGUUUGCGGAUACCGCCGUAGAACUAUUUGCGGAUUAUGACCGACCUCUGCUCAUGGAAUUUCUCAAGUCCAACACAUCUUAUUCCUACAAUGCGGCAUGCUCCAUCUGUGAAAGUCGUCAUUUUACCCCUGAGCUCAUUUAUCUUUUCUCAAAAACUGGCCAAACAAAACGGGCACUUCAUCUGAUACUCUCAGACCUGAAAGACAUCUCUCACGCCAUCUCAUUUGCAAAAUCACAAGAUGACCCUGACCUCUGGGAUGAUUUACUUUCUUAUUCGAUGGAUAAGCCUGAAUAUAUCCGCCGUUUGCUUGUUGAGGCCGGCACCGCGAUCGACCCAAUAAAACUUGUAAGGCGAAUUCCAAGUGGCUUGGAGAUACAAGGCUUGAGGGAAGGAUUGACGAGAAUGAUUCGCGAGCACGAUAUUCAAGCUAGUAUCAGCCACGGCGUUGCAAAAGUGCUCGUUGGCGAGGUCUCUAUUCGGAUGGAUAUGCUGCGCAAAGGACAACGGCGGGGUAUCAGGUUCGAUAUUCUUCAUGAAAGCGAUCAUGUUAGAAAGAUGCCUCAGCCUACUCAGCGGCAGGAAGGUGACGAGACUCGAGGUGAUAUUGAACCACUUGAAAGAAAACGGGACUGCCCGCCUGGCUGUUGCGCUGGCUGUCAAGAAAUGUUUGUUGAACAAGAAAAGGAGCCUCUGGUAGGCUUCGCGUGCGGGCACGUCUAUCACAUAUCCCAUAUACAUCCGAACACAUCACGACCUCCAUCACGCGAAGAGGAUGUUUCAACGUUGAAGCACUCAAAUCCGACCUCAUAUGAAGACUCAUCGCCGCUGUUCUCGCGUACUGUUGGUGUCAAAGUCACGAACGCUAGACUUUUACGCGAGAAAAUCGGCGAUGGAUGUCAGAUAUGUGCGUUGAAAAGAGUAACCGACGAUCAAUGA